GGAAUUGUGAGGAAACAACGCAAUACAUUCUUUCUCCCUACAUCCACGCUAUAGAUAUCCCCAAAGAUCUGUCACCCACCCCCCUCAAAUCCAGUCUUGCCUAACACAAAUCGUCGACCUCCAAAACCCCCAUCGAUGGCGACUUCGUCUCCUCCAAUUCUCCCCAUUUCCAACCCAGAAACCACCGCCACAUCCGUUCAAUCGCAGCCUCCGGUCGCCACACCCGCUGUCCGCUUAUUUAUCACCCACAUCACCGAUUCCGUCCGCAACGGCUUCGCUCAGCGCCGCCCCUGGUCCGAGCUCGUCGACCGCACCGCUUUCUCCCGCCCCGAGUCCUUCUCCGAGGCCGCCCUCCGCGUACGCAAGAACUACACCUACUUCCGCGUCAACUACCUCUCCCUCAUCGCCCUUACCCUUGCCUUCUCUCUCCUCACCAACCCUUUCUCUCUCCUCCUCCUCCUUUCUCUCCUCGCCGCCUGGCUCUUCCUCUACCUCUUCCGCCCCUCCGAUCCUCCUCUCGUCCUCUUCGGCCGCACUUUCUCCGACCGCGAGACCCUUGGCAUCCUCGUUGUCCUCAGCGUCGUCGUCAUUUUCCUCACCAGCGUCGGAUCCGUUCUCAUCUCCGCUCUCAUGGUCGGUGCGGCCAUCGUUUGCGCUCACGGCGCAUUUAGAGUUCCCGACGAUCUCUUCCUCGACGAGCAAGAUCCCGCCGCUACUGGAUUCUUGUCAUUUCUAGGCGCUACCCCCUCCAAUGUCGCUCCUGUAGUCACCGGACGCGUUUGAGGGUUACAACCAUCCAUCCCGACGGCGAUUGUUAGGGAUACGUUGAAGAGCAAGCUGUUCAUAGGAUUAGAAUCAGAUGACGGACGGGGAGAUUUGCUCAUUGAAUGUAAUUUGUAUAAGACAUUACCAGUCAAGGAAAAGCAAGAAUUAUAUAUGAACAGACAGUAAGAUUAGUUGAUGAAUUAAAUUUAAGUGUUGCUAAAUGAUGGUGUUUUUAAUUGAGGAGAAAAAUAUUGGCAUGUAGUUAGGGUGAUUGCUGCAAAGUCUAUAGGAGUUAUAAAAUGCGCGUUUCCAUUGCCCUUGGGUUAAGCAUUUUGUUUUGAUCUGUUUGUUAGCAAUCAAUGAUAGAUGUAAUGAAAUAAGGCAAAGUAUGGGUGUCCAGUUGGUUUGGGUGAAUGCCUCGAUGUGUGGUAGACGCACAAGCUCUUGGGUUUGAUUCAUGUUGCUGGCUGCAUGGCUUGAAUUACAAGGUGUUGGUUGUGGUGGCCACAAACAGUACCCCAAGGGUUUGGAUUCCUAUAGAGAGUCCAAAGGGCUCAGCCAUGGAAGGGAUUUGUAGGUAUAAGAUUUGUAUGCACUGUCAAAUAAUUGAGCCUCUCGAUUCCUUAAUGUUGGUGGGAGGGAGGUUUAAAACUGUAAUAUGGAAUGUGCUUUUCUCCAUCACCAUUCAAGAAGUGUUUCUUGGAUUUA
This is a messenger RNA of Vitis riparia (riverbank grape), 1473 nucleotides long. RefSeq names its product PRA1 family protein B4. The coding region runs from base 136 to 783 and encodes 215 amino acids. Gene Ontology annotation, biological process: vesicle-mediated transport. The record is from RefSeq and is a predicted model, not a curated record. Lineage: Eukaryota; Viridiplantae; Streptophyta; Magnoliopsida; Vitales; Vitaceae. The transcript is spliced from 2 exons. Gene Ontology annotation, cellular component: Golgi apparatus; endoplasmic reticulum.